AUAAGUGAACACAAACACACCUGCUUAGUUACGUCACAACAGUGUCCCGGUGCUUUCUUUGAGCUAAGAGGAACUGCACCCCUUUGAUUAAACAAAAACAUUUUGGCCAGUGAAUUAAUACAAAUUAUGUAAUUCAAUUAUUAUGUUCACAUGUAGGAUAUAUUUCAUUUCUUCCCAUCACUGCCCACGGUUGAAAAUCACUAAAAUCUCUCAAGGACACUUCUUUGAACUCCUCAAUAACACUAAUUAGUUUAAUAAGGGUAUAAGAGUAACCUGUUGUCUUGCUGUAUGCUUCUGUUCUCCGUAAAUGAAUUGUAAAUAAAUGGUAACCAUCUGCUUGGGAAUAAUGGGUUAAGUCAUACAAGGAAGUACCUGUGUGUUACAAAGGGAGUAAAGUCCGUGAGAGAAGACAACAGCGAAGGGGUUUCUGGUUAGGCGGCAUUUCCUCAUUGCGGGCUGCUUCACCACUUGUUUUAUUCUGGAUCUGUUGCUGUGAAAGUCUCAGAUGUGGUUACAGAGGAACAUCUUUACAGCUGUUAAACUGCAUCAGAGAAAUGGCCAGUGAACCACAGAGUCCAGGCUUAAGAGAGGUGUAUGACUAUACUGAAGGGAAUGGUUACCCCGGUGACCAGCAGUCUCUAAGGUUACGACGGGUUUCGUCUCGAGUGUCCAAUCAGAAUCACCCUCAGUUCGACUGCAGCUCGACCUCGACCCCUGAAGAGGAGGAUGAAGAGGGUGACAGUGGACCGCCUCGGGACAUCAGAGCCACUGCUCUGCCCAUGGCAGUGAAAAGAGCUGUGAGGCAAGUGCAGCAAAUGCAGGUUCCUGUGGUUUCCAGAAGGGAGUCCUGGAAACGGAAAAAUACCAAAACUCUGCGCAAACUCAAAGAAAGUGGGAGAGGGGUUCUCUCCUUCUUCUCCCUGUGGAGCAAGACUUUGCAAAAGAUUGGAGGGAACUUCGGAGGUGGUGUCCAGUCUUUCUUCCUGUUCCUGAGGUUCUUGGUGGUGCUCAAUUUUGUUUCCUUUUUACUGAUUGCUGGAUUUGUCCUCAUCCCGAGCAUCGUCUUCAGAUCUGUCGAGGCCAGCGUUGUUAACAGCACGGGUCCAGAGGAAUGCAUGGAUUAUGAGCCUAAUCCUCAAGGCCUGGUGUUGUUCUAUAAUUACUUCCUUGACUUACUUUCUGGAACGGGUUUCAUGGAGUAUUCGUACCUGUUUUAUGGCUACUACAACAACACAAUGGUGGAGGACAGUAAAUUCUCCUACAACAUCCCGCUGGCCUACCUCUUCACCGCCGUCUUCUACUUCAUCUUCUGUCUUAUUUGUAUCAUAGCACGGAUGGGGACUGCAGCUCGAGUUGUCGUGGCAACGGGAGGCAGCACUGUGGGCGAAUACAGCAUGAUCGUGUUCACCAGCUGGGACUACGGUUGCCUGGGAGACGGAGCUACCAAACUGAAGCAGAAGAACAUCCACUACCGGCUGCAGGUGGAUCUGGAGGAGGAGAGCAUAAAGAAAAGGGCGGCCGCUCUGAGUAUGGCUCAAAAAGUAGUUUUAUACUUUCUACGUGUUUUUAUGUGUCUUGUUUCAUUUGGGCUCAUCAUAGCAGCGUUCUACGGCAUCUUCGCGGCCACCGAAUUCAGCCAGUUGAAGAGUGAGCAGAAAGGGAUCCUGGGUUUGUUUUUUGAGUAUCUACCUUCCAUCGCCAUCACCGCCGGAAACUUUGUGGUGCCGCUGCUGUGUGACCAGAUCGCGCUGGUAGAGCGAUACGCCCCCAGCACCACUGUCAUAGUGGCACUGUUAAGAUCAGUGUUCCUUCGUCUGGUGAGUCUGGGUGUUCUCCUCUUCACGCUGUGGCGUCAGAUCACCUGCGACGGGGCCACAAAUAGUGAAGAAUGUAAACUGUGCCAAUACAACCAUAAAGUCUACCCGUGCUGGGAAACACGUGUAGGACAGGAGAUGUACAAACUGACCCUGUUCGACCUCCUCAUCAACAUCGCUGUGCUCGUCCUGGUGGAGUUUCCACGCAGGAUGGUGGUGGACAACUGGUCCAAUAAGCUGGCUCAGUGGGUGGGUCGGCAGGAGUUUGUGGUUGCCGCCAACGUGCUUGCACUGGUGUAUGGUCAGACUGUGGUUUGGACAGGAGCUCUUUUUUGCCCUCUGCUGCCGCUCAUCAACACCAUCAAGUUCAUCCUCCUCUUCUACUUUAAGAAGAUCACACUCUUCUAUAAUUGUCGACCAGCACUGAAGACGUUUCGCUCCUCCACCUCCACCUUCUUUUUCCUGGUGGUACUUCUGUUUGGCUGGGGCCUGGCCACAGUUGUCAUGAUUUACAGUCUUGCACAGAUCCGUCCUUCUAUGGGUUGCGGUCCUUUCCGUUUCUUCUCCAGCAUGUGGUCGAUUGUUCCAAUGUCUUUCUACAACCUCUCUCACACGACACAGGAGUUCCUCUUCUUCAUUGGAUCCCAGUCAUUCUCCAUCCCUCUGUUUGCAUUAUCUUGUGUGGUGAUGUGCUAUUUCAUAGCCUUAGCCUCUGUUUAUGGGAAAAGUGUUGCCCUGCUAAGACGUCAGCUUAAACUGGAGGGCCGGGACAAGCAGUUCUUGGUGAAGCAGAUAGAGAGUCUGAGUCAACGACAUCAGAUACUAAGACAUACUGCAGGAGCACAUAACUGAACAUAGCAGAGCGACCAUGUUUAGGUUUAACAACCUUCUAAACACGAGAUAACAUGAUAAGGCAUCUUAAAGGACUGUAUGUACCUUUUAUAUGCACGUUGAAAGAAACGGUCAGUUACAGAGCCAUGACACACUGGAAUCAUUUGCCCCUUAACAUUGACUUUAAAAAGAUAAAGAAUAAUUAUAAAGAAUAUGCAGUAGCAUUUAUUAGCAUGUAGAUGACAGACUGAAUAGUAGGAGGCACUUAAUACUAGUUGUAUAAU
This is a messenger RNA of Cottoperca gobio, 2929 nucleotides long. It is a transcript of the gene tmc4, whose product is annotated as transmembrane channel-like 4. Gene Ontology annotation, cellular component: plasma membrane. The record is from RefSeq and is a predicted model, not a curated record. Lineage: Eukaryota; Metazoa; Chordata; Actinopteri; Perciformes; Bovichtidae. Gene Ontology annotation, molecular function: mechanosensitive monoatomic ion channel activity.